Molecule: messenger RNA, 813 nt
Organism: Anopheles darlingi
Lineage: Eukaryota; Metazoa; Arthropoda; Insecta; Diptera; Culicidae
Product: collagenase-like
Exons: 2
Coding region: 1-813 (270 amino acids)
Biological process (GO): proteolysis
Molecular function (GO): serine-type endopeptidase activity
Source: RefSeq, a predicted model, not a curated record
AUGAAAUCGCUGUUCGUGUUCGCCCUGCUGCUGGUCGCCGUUUCGGCGAACAUUCCACGCGGACAGCGUGUAGUGGGUGGCGAUAUUGCCGCCGUCGGUCAGUUCCCUUACGCCGUCGGUCUGAUCACGCGUAUCAACAUCCUGCUGACAGGCCAGUGCUCCGGUUCGUUGGUGUCCGCCAACUACAUUCUGACUGCAGCCCGUUGCGUCUCUGGAGUCUCGAGUGCUGUCGCUGUGUUCGCUGGUGUGCGUAUCAAUGAUGCGACCGAGCAGGGCCAGGUACGCAUCACCAUAGAUGCAGCCCGCUUCAAGAUCCAUCCGCAGUACGAAGCUGAACCUGACAUUUUCGAUGUCGCCUUGCUUCACCUGCCACUGCCGGUGCCAUUCAGCGAACGUGUCCGCCCAGUUCGGCUGCCGAAUCUGCGCCAGAUUGAGGCUUCCUUCGCCGGCCAGCAGGCAACGUUUAUCGGUUGGGGCCGAUUCGGUGAGGGUACCACCAACUCGGAUGUGCUGCGUUUCGGUCGCGCCCAGGUCAUCACGACGCUAGCCUGCCGUAUCAAUCUGCCAACCAACACGAUUGACGACGCGCACGUUUGCACUGACGGUGCCAACAGCUCGCCGUGCCAGGGUGAUGUCGGUGCUCCGCUGACGAUCGUCGAUGCCGACGGUAUUACCACGCAGAUCGGUGUGUUCUCCUUCAUCUCGAUCUUGGGCUGCGAAUCGGGCCGUGCUGCCGUUCACACGCGCAUGUCCUCCUACCUUACCUGGAUCGGACAGAACUCGGACGUCGAGAUCCGUGACAACUUCGCCUAA